AUGGAAGUAGAAGAUAUUAGAAAAAAUUAUAUGUUAAAUUUUACUGAUGAAAAAUAUCAAAAAUUUCUUAAAGAUAUAAAUAAUGAAUUACCAACGCCUGUUGGCUUUCGUUUAGCUGAAUCACCAUUAUUUGUUAAAGAUGAAUUUCGUGAUAUACUUAUUGCUGCUGGUGAUCAUAUUAUAAAUUUUAUAUUACGUUCUGAUUUUAAACAAAUUACAGAACAAGCUAUUCCAGAUAAAUGGCGUUGUCCAAAUGAAAAUACUCAUCCACAUAUAAUUACAAUGGAUUUUGGAAUAUGGAAAGAUGAAAAUGAAAAUUUAGUACCAAGAUUAAUUGAAUUACAAGGAUUUCCAUCAUUACAUGCUUUAGCAGCUUUUUUAGAUGAUAAUUAUCGUAUAAAUUUUAAUAUUCCUGAUAAUUGGUCUGUCUUUUUUAAUGGAAUAGAUAAAACUCGUUAUAUUAAUUUACUUAAAGAAAUUAUAAUUGGACCUUAUCAACCAGAUGAAGUCAUAUUGAUGGAUGUUAAACCACAUGAGCAACAUACAGCUGUUGAUUUUUAUCUUACACAAAAAUAUCUUGGCAUACCUAUUGUUGCAUUAAAUGAUUUGAAACAAGAAGGUAAAAAAUUAUUUUAUGAGCAAAAAGGUGAACGAAAAUUAGUAAAAAGAAUUUAUAAUCGUCUUAUAUUCGAUGAAGUUGAUGAUGAU
Molecule: messenger RNA, 708 nt
Organism: Adineta steineri
Lineage: Eukaryota; Metazoa; Rotifera; Eurotatoria; Adinetida; Adinetidae
Source: the annotation of a GenBank genome assembly